AAAUAAAUUAGCAGCGGGCUCAUUGAAACUGCACAUUCUGUUUCAGUAAGCCUAAGUUUCUGCAUUGUAAUAAGUUAUUUGGUGCCAUUGAUGCUGCUCGUCAUUUUCCGUGAUCUGAGUAGUAUCAUUGUAAACCUCUCUACAUCAAAACUAAAUAGAAGAACCUCUGAAGAGCAAUGCAACAGAUAGCAAGCUAAAAGGACAGCAUUAUUUUGCUUUAAUUCUACAGCAUGUUUUCAUCAAGAGGGGAAAGAGGAAUAUUUGAAGCAAUAGAAAGUGUAGACAUCAGACGAUAUCACAAAAAGCAGAGGGAAGAAGUGAUCGUAACAACCCGUGAACACUGUAGAACAACAACUAAGGACACCACUGAUGGAGUAAUUACUUUCCUUAAGGGAGAGAGAUUGUGAGGCAGGAGGGAGUGAAAAGAAGAAGUUAUUUGUGUAAUUUUGGGGAUUCUGCUGAGGAAACCUGAGUGAACUCUCUUUAGUUGUACAUAGAAUAUUUGCAUAAAAGAUUUUUUUGUGGCUGAUCCAGGAACUACUGGAAGCAGAAAGGAGAGCUGGAAUACAGAUAAAUCACACUGACCCAUUGCUCCUCUUCGUUACUGUUAGGCAACAGAGAUACAUUUUUUUAUUUUAGUUAUAAAAAUCAGAUAAACUUGAAUAUGAAUACAUUGCCUUUGUUGUUCAAGGAGGUAACUCUUGGAACACAUAGCUAUUUAAUCAAAAUUCUUUAGAGAAUAAUAUGCUAUUUUAAAGAAGACUUUUAGAAAUGAAAGUAUUGUUGAGUUCAUUAAUUCACUCUAAAAUGGGUUAUUUCAAUCCAUAUUGGAGCGAUUUUUGAACGUGACAGCAUAUUAAUAUCUAAUGAGGCAGUAUUAUUUUAUAGAAGUUUGUCAAAAUUGACAAUCGUUGAUACUUUUUAUUGAGGAUUUUAUAUAAUACCUUGUUGUCAUGGAUGAUGAAACUUUUGGAAAACUAAACAACAGGAUAGAAGAAACACAGGCUAAUUAGUACACCACAUGAAUGUGAGAAAUAAGGAAUAUUAUUUACUGGGAUUCACCAAACAUAUAUGCAAGCUGAUCAAUUAGGGACACUUCCACUGAGGAGACCUGAGCUGUACAUUUAACUGAAGUGUCAUUGUCAUUGUGUACCUUCUCCAUUAUCGGGCAAGUGAAAGAGCAUGAUGAAUGUUUGUAGUAUAAUGGUAUAAAUCCUUCUGGUGUCUUGCAUGAAAUAUAAGAGGGAGUAUGUACCACCUGCUUUGACAUUGAUUCCCAGGUGUAUGAGUUGCUCCUCUGAUUGUAGAUCACAUUGGUCAUCAUCACUAAGGAUUUGCACAUUGAUAUUGAUAUUGAUAUUCUCUUAUUUUAGAAAUAGUUAUAUGUCAAAUUAUAUCAUGUUGGAAUUUGUGACGCCUAUAUUCCUGUUUUCUUCAGUGUGUUUUUGUCAUAUUUCUGUCCCAAGGCACAAAGUAUAAAACCUCAAAGCCCACACUAAUACAGGCAGGAAAAUACAGGUUGAUGCUAACAGUGCAUGAAUAUAUGGAUAUCUUUAUCAUAUUUACAUAUGAUUUAUUAUGUAUCCCUUUUUCUUUUCAGUGUCUUCUCAGAAACAACCAGCCUUGAAGGCUACAAGUGACAAGAAAGAUUCUGUUUUGAAUAUAGCCCCAGAAAUAAAGGAUGGAUCAAAAUCUGGGACAGUGUCUUCUCAGAAACAACUGACCUUGGAGGAUCUAAGUGAUGAGAAAGAUUCCGUUUCCAAUAUAGCCCCAGAAAUAAAGGAUGGAUCAACAUCUGAGACAGUGCAUCCUGCCGUUGACAAGCAUUUAAACAGGCAUUUCUGGGCACAGCGUGUUUUUCCCAAGUCUGGGCUAAAGGACGAUUCUGAUUCUGAUUCUGAUUCUGUGAUUGUUUCAAGACCACAUGAAAUAAAGAGGAUUCCUCAUGAAGAUUCUUUAAAAAAUUUGUCUUCUCAGAAACAACUGACCUUGGAGGCUAUAAGUGAUGAGAAAGAUUCCGUUUCCAAUAUAGCCCCAGAAAUAAAGGAUGGAUCAACAUCUGAGACAGUGUCUUCUCAGAAACAACCAGCCUUGAAGGCUACAAGUGACAAGAAAGAUUCUGUUUUGAAUAUAGCCCCAGAAAUAAAGGAUGGAUCAAAAUCUGGGACAGUGCAUUCUGCCAUUGACGAACAUUUAAACAGGUGUUUCAGGAGACCGGUUGGUUGUACAAAGCCUGUGCCAGAGGAUAAGUCUUAUUCUGGUUACACGAAUAUUGCAAAACCACUUGAAAUAAAGAGGAUUCCUUAUGAAGAUUCUUUAGAAAAUUUAGUGCUUCCUCCUGUUGAAGAGUGUUUUGACAGGAAUCUCCAGAGCCCAGAUACGGUUGAAAAGCCUGUGCCAGAGGAUGAGUCUGAUCCUGAUUCUGAGAUUAUUGUAAAACCAUGUGAAAUAAAGAGGAUUCCUUAUGAAGAUUCUUUAGAAAAUUUACAUGCUGCAUAUGGCAUUGAAAAAACUGAAAAUGGAACCUUGUUUGAAAUCCAAAAGAAUGAUAAGGAAGGAAAAGUACUACCAACAACUGGAAAAAAAGCAAAUGUGUCUCCUGAGCAACCACCUUCAUUUAUGCAUACUGUGAAAGACAGAGAUCACAUUUCAACUAGAGUCGUAGGAAGGGUGGAUUCGCCAACUUCCAGAGAAGUGUCUUCUCAGAAACAAUCAACUUUGAAGGCUGCAAGUGACAAGAAAGAUUCUGUUUUGAAUAUAGCCACAGAAAUAAAGGAUGAACAACAAUCUGGGACAGGUUCUUCUCAGAAACAACAGGCUUUGAAGGCUACAAGUGACAAGAAAGAUUCUGUUUCAAAUAUAACCACAGAAAUAAAGGAUGGACGAAAAUCUGGGAGAGUGUCUUCUCAGAAACAACGUGCCUGGAAGGCUCUGUUGAAAAGGAAAGUUUCUCUUUUGAAUGUAGCCACAGGAACAGCAGAUGGGCAAAAAUCUGGAGCAGAGUCUUCUCAGAAACAACUGGCCUUGAAGACUACAAGUGAUGAGAAAGACUCUGUUGUGAAUAUAGCCACAGAAACAAAGGAUGUACAAAAAUCUGGGACAGUGUAUUCUCAGAAACAGCUGGCCAUAAAGGCUACAAUUGACAAGAAAGAUUCUGUUUCGAAUAUAGCCACAGAAAUAAAGGAUGGACAAAAAUCUGAGACAGUGUCUUCUCAGAAACAACGUGCCUGGAAGGCUCUGUUGAAAAGGAAAGUUUCUCUUUUGAAUGUAGCCACAGGAACAGCAGAUGGGCAAAAAUCUGGAGCAGAACAAGACUUAGAAUUGGCAUCAGAGGGAGAGCAAAAGAAGCUUGAAGAAUAUGAAAAUAACCAGGCAUGGAUGAAAAACCAAAUACAUUUUAGGGAUGACCUUGAUGACACAAUUCAGUCAUCUCAAAUAGCCUCAGAGGAUGAUGACUCGCUUUCCUCUAAUUGUAAGAAAGUUAUAUUACUCAUUGAUCGACAUGGAAUGCAGUGUAAAGAUUGUGUUCACCUAUCAAAAAUUAAAAAUGCAAUUUAUUUACGUGAAAGAUCAAUAGAUAAUCACUGUGAACGACUCACUAGAAAAAUUCAAAAAAUGAAAAAUAAGAUUAGUGUGCUACAAAAGAGACUAUCUGAAGAAAAAGAAAUAAUAUCACAGUUAGAGCAUGAAAAACCUGAAUGGGAAAAAGCACUCUGCAGUUUGAGAUAUGCCAUACUACAAGAAAAAGAGAAAGGAAGAAAUUCUGAAAAGUUGCACGAAAAAGUUGGGGAAAAGAUACAGAAAAUAGAAGAGCAAUAUGCAAUAGACGCCAAAGAGAUAAAACAACUUAAACUGGCUAUCAAAUCUCUGGAGGUGGAAUUGGAGACUGUGGGGAAUGAUUCAAAUCAGAUUUCUGAUAGUCAUGAAAAAGAAGAAGACCUGUUGCAUGAAAACCACUUGAUGCAAGAUGAAAUUGCCAGGCUUCAGCUGGAAAUAGACACACUUAAAAAUCAAAACCUGGAAAAGAAAUACUUAAAAGACAUUGAAAUUAUAAAAGGGAGGAAUGAAGACCUUAGAAAGACUCUAAAAUGGAAUAUGGAAACAUUAACAAAAAUGAUGGCCUGUUCUAGUGGACGGCUUACUGCUCUGACAGAUGAGAACACAAUGCUCCGUUCCAAACUGGAGAAGGAAAAGGAAAGCAACCAAAGACUGGAAACAGAAAUUGAAUCAUACCGUUGUAGACUGAAUGCUGUUCUAUGUGAUCAUGAUCAAAGUCAGUCAUCAGAAAGAGACCAAGAGCUUGCUUUCCAGGGCACAGUAGAUAAAUGGUGUCAUUUACAGGAAAAUUUGAAUUCUCAUGUUCUGUUUCUUUCUCAGCAACUUUCUAAAGCCGAGAGUAAGUCCAAAGGCCUCGAAACUGAACUCUGUUACACAAGAGAGGCUCUGAAAGAAAAGACUUUGGUUUUUGAAUGCAUGCAAAGAGACCUAAACCAAACACAGUGUCAAAUGAAGGACAUUGAAAAAAAGUACAAAAAUUGCCAAGAUAAAGUAGAAAAAUGCAUAGAAAAGCAGGAAAGAUUAUGUCAACUACAUAGACAGAGUAUGUUGCUUCAAAAGCAACUGAAUGAUGCUCACAACAAAGCUGACAAUCAAGAAAAAACAUUAAUUAAUAUUCAAGCCAAAUGUGAUGCCAGAGUACAAAGUGUUCAAGCUGAGUGCAGAAAGCGCUCUGUUUUGCUAGAAGAAGAGAAUAAGAGGUUGAUCAAUGAAGUCAAUCAUUUGAAAGAAAAGCAAUGUCAGUAUGAAAGAGAGAAAGCAGAAAGAGAAGUACUUGUGAGACAACUUCAACAAAAACGGGUUGAUGCCCUACACAAAGAAUCAACAUCAAAAACUUUGAUGGAUGCAUCAUUGCGUCGCUCCGUCCAUUUAGAAAGUGAGCUGGAGGAUUCAAAGAAGAAAGCAGGCCAGAUGAGAAGUCAAGUAUGUAUGAAACUUCACAUGCCAAAAACAGUUAAUCUGUAGGCGGUUAACUAAUAUAAAGUUUUGGGGUACUAAUUUUAGUGGCCGGCUUUCUUUUGUAUUUUCAUUCUAAGUAAUUUUAUCAAAAUUUUAUAGUGAAUGCUUUUCUUUUGUAUUUUCCUUAUUAUUAAUUUUAUUAAAAUUUUAUUAUCUUUAUAAUACACCUAUUUCUUAAUCUCUGGCUUUCAUUCUGCCACUUUUAUACAUAUAUUUUUUCCCUAAAUAUUUAACCUUAGGAAAGUUGAGAAUUAUGCAUCCUUUCUCACAUAAGUUCAGAGAAGUUUUUUUUUUUUUCCUGUUUAACAGUCUGUUUUUAGUGGUUUCUCUAUUGCCAUGAUGAGAAAAGCCAGAUUAAUUCAGAGAAUAAUGUCUAAUGGAAUGUUUUAGAAAAUUAUCUUAUUUAUAAUCUCUAGUUUUCUGAAUGAAUAAAGAACCUGUGCAUACUUAUUUCAUAGAUUGCAGGUUAAUUUUGUACAGAAAGGCCAUUCUACUGAAUAAAUUUUUAUUUUGAUGAAAAUCCUUACUCUCUCUUUGUAUUGGGCUCAGAGAGUACACUCUGUCUCUAUAUGAACAUGGACAGUUAACAUUUGCCAACAUGUAUCUAUUUUCUCUUGUUUAUUAAAAAAACUAAACUAAAAAGGGGGUUAUAGAAGAUCAGCAAAGGGUGGGUUUGAGAUGUUUGAGUGGCUUAAGUGGGCAUUUAGACAACACGGCUUCUCCUUUAGCAUGUUUAAUGCACACCUUGCACUUUAAGAUGAUGCUUUUUAAUGACUUCUAUUUUAAUGAUGCGUUGAGUCCUGCUACUCAGAUAGUCAAUACUAUCCUGUAAGAUCUUACUUGGAAUGGACUUUGUUUUAAUUUUGUUCCUGCUUAUUUUUAAAAUUUCUUGAACUUUUCCUACAAAGGAAAGGUGAUGCUUAGUUUUAAAUAUUAAAAAUGUGCAAGUUGCUUUGCUACAAUAAAACUAAAUGCAUACAUACAAAAAACUAAAAUUAUAGUUGCUGUGGUAGUGUUUGGAAUUCAAAAAUAUAAAUGCUUACCAUGAGGUAAUUCUUUAUCUUUCCACAUUUUACCAAUUUGUAAGUUUGAGUAUUUAUCUGAUAAAAUAUCAUUCAGAAGCAAGAAGAAUAUUGUGUUUUAGUCCUAGAGCAUGGAUCAGUAAUCUUUUCUCUACAGGGCCAGGUAGUAUUAUUUCAGGCUUUGUGAGCCAUAAGAUCCCUCUUAAAUCACUCAACCCUGCAGUUAUAGCAUAAAAGUAGCCAUAAACAAUAUGUGGAUUGAAGGGGUAUAACAGUGUUCCAGCAAAAUUAGUCACAAAAAAACAGGUAAUGAGAUGACUUUUCCUGGAUUAUGACCUUUUUUAAAUAAAAAAGACUGUGAUAUUCUAAAACAAUAUUUUAUAUAUAUUUUGUUGAUUUAUUCAUCAACUGAUGGACAUUUAGGUCAUUUCCAAAUGUAAAUGGUUUGUUUCUAAUUCUUUGUUUUAGUUUCAGGAAAUACAGGAUCAACUUACAGCAACUUUAAGAUGUACUGAGAAGAUGCAAGGCGACGUAAAAAAGUACAGUUUGAACACAAAAUAACUUGAGUAUUUAUAAAGCAAAAGAGCAAUGUAGUAUGAGAAUUGUUAUCAGUUAUGAUAAUAAUUAUGCCUUUGUGAAGCCAAGGAAAAGUUUCAUUUGUAAACUAUAUUGAAAUGCAUCAUUUUUCUACAUUA
Messenger RNA from Callithrix jacchus (white-tufted-ear marmoset), 6733 nucleotides. The record is from RefSeq and is a predicted model, not a curated record. Lineage: Eukaryota; Metazoa; Chordata; Mammalia; Primates; Cebidae.